This is a messenger RNA of Musa acuminata AAA Group (dessert banana), 1769 nucleotides long. Its product is annotated as heavy metal-associated isoprenylated plant protein 23-like. The transcript is spliced from 6 exons. The record is from RefSeq and is a predicted model, not a curated record. Lineage: Eukaryota; Viridiplantae; Streptophyta; Magnoliopsida; Zingiberales; Musaceae. The coding region runs from base 1083 to 1532 and encodes 149 amino acids. Gene Ontology annotation, molecular function: metal ion binding.
CUGAGGAGAUACUCCUAGACAACCUUCAUUCCUGUUGUCUCUAAUACUGGUCAGGUGAAGGAAAGGAAAUCUAGUUCUGAGUACGAGGAAAAUUGUGAUCAGCACUGUAAAGCGAUCAACGAAUCCAUUUGCUAACUGGUCACAGCAGUUCAUGGAACUCAAUGGCAAAUACUUCUUUCUUCUUGCAAAGGGCUUUUAAGUCUCUUAUCCCUUUCCUGAAAGAUUGCUGUUGAUGGCGUACUCCGAGAGGAAGAAGCAUGUCUUCGUCAUGAAAAAGUAGGAGUUGCUUUUCUUUUUUCUAUUAACUGCCUUUGCGAGCAUCAACAAAAGUCUCUUUACCUUCCUCUCGGGAACAGUUGUGGCAACCAGGAGAACUAGACCAAGAAUCUCACUGAAGUCUUUAUCAGGUACACUACAGAAAGCCUGUAAAGUUGGCAUCCCAUAUUCUCUUAUUUAUCCAUUAAAGAUUCUUCAGCAUGCACCUUCCUGGGUGAUCUCUUUUCACAGCUCCUCUUAGUUUCCAAUCUCAACUAUCACCUUUAUUGUUCUAAUACUACCUUCAGUUUCCACACCACUUUGCCAAAAAAAGAUGCAGGUUAUAACAUCUGAAACUUGGAAAAGAACUCAGGUCGGUAAACCUACUAACAGUCUCUCUUUCUCCUGUGACAUCAUAAGAAGCUACAGGUUUAUGGAGUAUGAUCAAGAAGGAGAUCGCCUUUCCAUCUGAUCACCACUUCUACGCCAACCGCUUGCAGAAGAGUAGAUGCAUAAAUCAAGCUGUGCUUUUAAGUACAUCCCACAGCUUGCUUGCACCUUCCAUGAGGGACGAAAUCUCAUGUCGCCUUUCGUAUGUGGGCAAUAACAUGGUUAUUUCGAUCAGACAGCAAAUCAAGACGUGAUUUCAUUCUCCAUCAGUUUCAUUGGAGGAGAAGUGUCUCUCAUCAUGGGGAAAUACUUACAGUUCUUUUCUGAAGAAAAAGGCUAUAUAAGGAGGGUUGAGCUUGGCAGUAAAUGUUGCUUCUAUGACCUUGAGCUCGUCACUCCACACAUAAACCUACUAAGAGGAAUCUCUCAGAACGACCAUGGAAGAAACCCUAGACUACCUAUCUGGCUUCCUGUGCACUGGCCACAAGGUCAAGAAGAAGCAGUUUCAGACCGUGGAGCUGAAGGUCAGAAUGGACUGCGACGGCUGUGAGCUUAAAGUCAAGAAAGCCCUUUCUUCAAUCAACGGAGUUCAAUCGGUUGACGUCGACAGGAAGCAGCAGAAGGCCACCGUCACCGGCUACGUGGAGCCAAACCAGGUCUUAAGGAAGGCCAAGGCCACAGGGAACAAGGCCGAGCUCUGGCCUUACCUUCCUUACAGCUUGGUGACACACCCUUACACCGCAGGCAUCUACGACAAGAAGGCUCCCUCAGGUUACGUUAGGAAUGUGGAGUGUGUUGCCGUGGUCUCCGACCACGGCGGCAAGCAAGAAGACCAGCUCGCCGAUAUGUUCAGCGAGGAUAACCCCAACUCCUGCUCUAUCACGUGACAUGUUUUCGUCCUCUGCGACAGCUGAUCUCGUCCCUCCACACUGUUCACAUACUACUACUGUUCGGUGAUUCCAUGUCUCAGAGUGGGGAAUUGGUGGCGGGGACUAAGGGGUUAUGUCGUGUUUUGUGGCUUUCAGCUUUUUACGUGUGUACUUUUUGUUGGAUGAGCGUUGACGAUUUAUAAAAACAAAAAACAAAAAACAAAAACAGCAACACGCGUCGGACAGUUGUAUCAA